Molecule: messenger RNA, 984 nt
Organism: Drosophila yakuba
Lineage: Eukaryota; Metazoa; Arthropoda; Insecta; Diptera; Drosophilidae
Gene: CheB98a
Exons: 2
Coding region: 63-752 (229 amino acids)
Source: RefSeq, a predicted model, not a curated record
GUAAUUACUAUAAUUAGUAACAGCAUCCUGUUUCUCUGGACUUAUAUAGUGUGGCUUGAGCAAUGGAAGCGCUUCAUUUGGUGGACAAAAUGGAUCUAAAAGUAAUCCUGCUAGCGGUGCUCGCCAUCUCGGCAAGUGCAGAGAAGUAUGAGCUUAUGGUGGCGGAUGAGGAGGUGUUUCACAGCUGUCCUGAUCCUGAGCCCGGCACCCUCGACAUAUAUGGUUUGGCCGAUCUAUCGGAGCUCUCAACGACCAUGGAUGCUGAUGGUGUAACCCUAACCGGAAAUGCGACUCUUAGGUGGGACGUUCAACCAGAGGAUCGCAUAGAGAUGAGCGCCAAACUGUUGUACAUGGACAGAGGGACCUGGACGCCAACAGUGUUCUCGCUGCUUUCAAAGGACUUCUGCAAAGUUAUGUACGACAAAAACCAGUUGUGGUACAAAUACUGGACUGGUCAUAUUAUCAAUGACGUAAAGAAUUGUAUAAAUGUUGCCGGUGUGAGUACAAAAUUUACUCUUGCAUUAUAUACAUUAUUCAUUUCGCUUAAAUAUUCUGCAUUACAGACAAAAUAUAUACAUGAGAAGUAUGUGCUUAGUUUGACCGCAACUGCUAUGGGGCCAGUUACCGAAGGUCGCUACAAAGCCAACAUAGUGUUCAGAGCCUACGAUUCUUCCGGGGAGCUGAGGCCGACUCGCAUUUGCGUAGAAGUUCAGGGCGAUUUAUCCAAAGUCAGACGAUCGAAGCCCUUUUAAUAGAAGCUGUCCAAUUUGGGUGUCUUGCAAGAAAUGAUUAGAUGUUUACUAAAAUAUGUACGAAAUUUAUUAUUGGUGUGAAGCGUACAAAUUAAAGAUCUAUCAUUAUGUUUCUAUAUAUAAUCGUUUAUAUAUACACUCAAAUACACUUACGGGCUAUGCAAAAAUCAGCUUACGUCAAUUACUUAAACAAAUGUAGCGUCAUACUCUUAAUAACCUACGGGACACAAAC